Elaeis guineensis (African oil palm) is the source of this 2501-nucleotide messenger RNA. RefSeq names its product protein LNK1. Lineage: Eukaryota; Viridiplantae; Streptophyta; Magnoliopsida; Arecales; Arecaceae. Gene Ontology annotation, biological process: circadian rhythm; regulation of DNA-templated transcription. The record is from RefSeq and is a predicted model, not a curated record.
AUCAACUGGGAUUGCGUGGUUGAGAAUUUGAGAUCAGAUCCAAGGGAUUGUACAGUUACGGGCCAGGAUAGAUUGAGGAAGAGGAUGUCAGUUUGGAGCCCUUGCAAGCUGGUAGAUAAUUUGUGGGAUGAAUUUGCUGAAAAUGAUGUUCUUAUCAUGCCUUAUCGAAGUAGUGAUGAGGUGAAUGAAUCAGUCGCUGUCAGCAAUGCCUACCAGAAGUCACAACAUGUAGGAAGGAAUGUUGGAAAGAGCACAGAUAGCAGAGGAUUGACCAGACCUGUCUGGAAGAAAGAAAAACCAUAUCUGUUUCCUCCUAUGAAUCUUGGGAACCCUGAUCCUGAGUGCAUUCCUAAUGCCAUUAUGAGAGUGUCCCAGGAUGCUGAAGUCUCUGAUUGUGGUAUAAAGAACUGCAACAUAAACCCAGAUAGCGAUAUAUUUUGCACAGGAAACUCUAUUCUCGGGACUACUGGUUCAACAGAUAGAAGCAAUAACUGCUGUUUCUCAUUUGAUAAUGCUUCUCCAGCGGUUAAAGAUUCUUACCUUUUGGAAAAUGGAAAUGAGGAUAGGGAAAAUGAUCUUGCAUAUUGUGACUGGCCUGAUAUUGGCAAUUUUGAGGAUAUUGACGAAAUGUUCAGAAACUGUGAUUCCACAUUUGGGCAAGGGUGUACAGACAACGCAAACGAGCUCUCAUGGUUUCCCUCUUUGUCACAUUCCAUUUAUGGGUCAGAAGUUACUUUUGAUUCAGGCGUACAAUCCUCAUGUUCAGAGUUGAGUGUGGUGAAUAAUGCAUUGGAACAUCAGUCUGCAAAUAUCAACUUUUUGCCUAAACUCGAUUCACCAUCUGCUGUUAAUGAUGGUUCAUCUACUGUUGGCUAUCAACUUAAUGGUGAUUGGCUGGAUGCUGGUGCUGGAAAUAAAGACAAAUUUGCAUUUAAAGAAUUUUAUGAUAAGAGGGCCAAGAUGAAGUUAUCAGCUCUUAACCAGACUUGCAGUGGAAGUGGCUUUAGUGGAUCGGAGGACCUUGAUAUGAUAGCUGCUAUUGGAAGCCAAUUCUCAUCAGAAAAAAAGAUAAUACAGCAACUUGCAGAUCAGAAACAUCCCUCUUCUGCUAUUUCAGUUGCUGAAGCAAACCCAUCUGAAAAUAUGCUGGAGCAAAAGCAUUUCUUGGGAUCUGCUUCAUCAAGUUACAUGUGCACUUUCAAUCCUUAUUCAGAAUUGGAGCUUAGUUCUCCUGCACAUCAAGUUACAUGCACACAAGCAACAUUGAGUAAUGCAUCAAGAAAUGUUACUGAUCUUUCCUCUUCUCAUAGAGUCUUAGAUCAUGUUACAACUUGUUCCUACCAACACAUAAAGAGGUUGCCUAAUGAAUCAGCUUUGCCUCCAACAAUGACAUCAGAGGGAAAAAUGGAGAAACAUAGACAGCAGUUACACGGUACAGUGAUUGUUGACCACAGGCAACAGCAUGCACCGUGCACAAGUAAAAAUAUGGUUAUGAAAAAUCAUCACAAGUCUCGGGAUGAGAUAGGAUGCAACAGUGAACAAGGAGAGAGUAGCAUCGAACAUUCAGCCAUUGGGAUGGAUUCUUCUAUAGUGGAUGAGGACUCUUUCAUGACAAAUAUUUCUUCUGAUGGCAUCUCACUAGAUGCAACUAGUUUUCAACAGCUUCAAGAUGUUAUGGAUCAGAUGGAUGUUAGAACAAAGCUGUGCAUAAGGGACAGUUUAUACCGUUUGGCAAGGACUGCUAGACAAAGACAUAUUUUUUCUAAUACAAGCAAUUGCGGCAGAGAGAGUAGAGAUGCAAGAGGAAUCCAGAGUACAGAAACAUCAAAAAUGUGUGGAGAAGUUACAAAUGCUGAAACUGGAACAAAUCCUAUAGAUCGAUCUGUUGCUCAUCUACUUUACCACAAGCUUUCAGACCCUUCUACAGGACCUGCUGAUGAUGCCAUAUCAUUUGAGUGUCGCAUCAUGGAUGAACAGAGCCAUGUUCCUGUCACAAUCCAGGCUGAGAUGCCUGUUUUUUGAUCGAAUGAGACAGCCUGAUUUAUUUUCUCUCAAGACAAGUUGGUAGUUUUAGCAGUUUGAACUUGCUGAAUAGUGAUCAACGAUAAGAAAAACUCAGGAAAUCCAGCAACAUAGUUCUCCACGGAAACUAUCAUUUGUAAGUAGACUACUCAAAAGACCAUGUAUGUAUGAUAGUUAUACCUCACCGGGAACUUAAGAGAGUGAUGAAAUGUUGUUUAUAUAUCUGUAUGCCUCAAAUAUUGUUAGGGUGCACUGACAUGUAUUUAGCUGAUGUUUGUGCUAUGAUAGUAUGUGCUGAUAUUAUUGCUUCUUACUGUGCCCCUUGCGAAAACCAACUAAAGCAUUGAACCACGUAAUAAAAAAAUGUAGUCAUUGAAGUGUCUUAUGGACCUCAGGAGAAUCGGAGGUAUCUACAGCUAUUAUGAUUGUAACAAGAUAGCAGACUGUUCUUAUUAAUCAAUAUUCCAUUAUUGUUGUUA